This is a messenger RNA of Theobroma umbraticum, 4043 nucleotides long. It is a transcript of the gene BRCA2B, whose product is annotated as BRCA2-like B. Gene Ontology annotation, biological process: double-strand break repair via homologous recombination; regulation of DNA-templated transcription. The record is from RefSeq and is a predicted model, not a curated record. NCBI's taxonomy places the organism in Eukaryota, Viridiplantae, Streptophyta, Magnoliopsida, Malvales, Malvaceae.
CGUCCAAGAGAAGCCUUUAAGCGGAAUCAGGAAAAUGACGACGUGGCAGAUAUUCUCUGAGGCCGGAAACGAUUUCCGGUGGGAGGUUUCCGGUCGUAUCCUCCCGUCUAAACCGGACGAUGAGCCGAACCGCGCUCCGGUUCCUCCACUCCCUUCCAGGGCCGAUCUCCUGCUUCAAGGAUGCUCGAAGCUUAUUGAGAACGGAGAUGCAGGAGUCGGGAAAUGUCCGAUGUUUAGAACCGGAUUAGGUAAAUCGGUGGCUUUGAAAGAGUCUUCCAUUGCAAAAGCAUUGUCUAUUCUUGGCGACGAUGACGGUGACACUACUGUUUCUGCAAGCGAAGUGGUUCCUAGAAACAAUGGAUUCGGCUGCUCUAACUCUCUUUUUCAAACGGGCUCUGGGAAAAUGGUUAACAUAUCUUCAGCUGGUUUGGUCAGAGCUAAGACAUUGUUGGGACCGGAACAAGAUAAUGAACAUCACAGUUUUGAAGGUUUUCAACAUCCAAAGAAGUUACCUGCAACUAAUGAGCCUUGUUGGUGGCAAAGUUUUUCUCAUUCAGAGAAAAAAGAAGGUUUACGAAAUACUGGGGUUGCGGAUAUUUUUGCAGAAUCAAGGCAAUUGUUAAACUCUAGGAAUGGUUCACUAGUAAGUACAGUAGGCAGUGAAAAUGACUCAACGCCCGUGCAUUCCAAAGAGUUUGAUUCAGCUCCCAAGCCACCUCCAAUCAAGUUUCAUACUGCUGGUGGAAGGUCGUUAUCAGUUUCAAGUGAUGCAUUGAAACGUGCAAGGAGUCUUCUUGGUGAUCCAGAGCUAGGGAAUUUCUUUGGUGAAGUGGAAGAAGAGGUUUCACCGUUUACGGUUCCAAAGGAAAAGUUUAAUGAUGCUUCAUCAAACAAGGAAAACCAUUUUUUCACUUCCUUUUCCCUUCAAGGAACAAUAAAGAGUAAAGACACAUCCAAGGAUUUUAUAUCUCCACUGAAAGCAUCUUUCAAGCAAAUGAGGCCCAUAUUUAAUUCAGAAAAAAUAUGUUGUGGGACUAACUUGAUUGACAAAUUUGAUGCAGUUGGAAAUUCUAGUGCAUGUGUGUCGACCACCAAUAUGCCUUCUGCUCAGAAGUCUUUAAACAAUAGUACUUCUGAGAAAAAUUUGGUAACUAACAUUUCGUUGCCAAGGCUUGGAAAGUCAUUUGGCGGCCCAUUGGUUGAUAUUUCAAAUAACUUUGUCACAUCUCAAACAAAUAACAAACGGCUGAUGACUGAAAAGAAGCGAAUUGGAAGAUCAAGUUUUAUUUCUCCGUACAAGAGACCCCGCUGUUCUGAAUUCUCUGCUCCAUUGAAUAAAGAUGUUUCCUUUGUAGGUAAUGCUUUAUCUACUUCAUCAGAUGAUCAUUCAUAUUGCAAAAGAACAAUUUCCACUAAAUAUCCAUUUCAAGUGCCAAGAGUAUAUAUGAAGGAAUAUUUUGCAGUGCCUCCAUCAGCCUGCAGCAUGUUGGAGUGUUUGUCAGACCAAGAGAAACAGAUCAAACCAGAAAAUGCAGUUAAGUAUAUGUUUAAAGAUGAAUCUGGCUUACGUAGCAUUGGGGCAGAAGCUUUUUAUGACAUGUUGGCUCAUUCUGGAGCUUCUGUGCAAUACAUUUCUAAAGAGUGGGUUGCAAAUCACUAUAAGUGGAUUGUUUGGAAACUUGUGUGUUAUGAGAGGCGCUAUCCUUCCAAAUGUGCUGGAAAAUUUUUGACCAUCUCCAAUGUACUCGAGGAACUAAAGUACAGAUACGAUAGGGAAGUAAAUCAUGCACACCGUUCUGCAAUAAAAAGAAUUCUUGAAGGGGAUGCUUCGCCUUCUACAAUGUUGGUACUAUGCAUUUCAAAUAUUCAGUCAAAUUCUGAACCAAAGAUGGAGACAAAUCUAGUGAUUACAAAUGGAGCUGAUAAUAGCGGUAAUGCAAAAGUGGAACUAACAGAUGGGUGGUAUUCAAUGGAUGCUGUUUUGGAUGUAUUGCUAUCAAAGCAGCUUGCUGCUGGAAAAUUAUUUGUGGGACAGAAACUUCGGAUCUGGGGAGCAGGAUUGUGUGGCUGGGUUGGGCCUGUUUCACCCCUUGAGGCAUCAAGUGCAAUAAGUUUACUUUUGAACAUAAAUGGAACAUUUAGAGCUCAUUGGGCUGAUCGACUGGGAUUUUGCAAGGGUGUUGGUAUUCCUUUGGCAUUUAGGUGCAUCAAGAGUGAUGGGGGUCCAGUGCCUUGGACUUUAGUUGGAGUCACUCGGAUAUACCCUGUUCUCUACAGGGAGAGGUUGAGUAAUGGGGGGUCAAUUGUCAGAUCCGAGAGGAUGGAGAAUAGAAUGCUUCAACAGCACAAUCAAAGGUGCUUGGUUGUUGUAGAUCACGUUAUAUCUGAGUAUCAAAGAGGGGUCAACAGUUCUCAUAUCCUUAAUGACAUUGAGAGUGAAGGAGCAAAAAUCUUAAAAAUUCUUGAGACAGCUGCUGAGCCAGAAGUCUUAAUGGCAGAAAUGAGCCCAGAGCAACUAACUUCCUUUGCUACAUAUAAAUCAAAACUUGAGGCAACCAGGCAGUUGGAGAUGGAGAAAUCAAUCGAGAAAGCUUUGGCAGAGGCUGGCUUAAAUGAGCGAGAUGUUGUCCCAUUCAUAAGGGUGAGAGUUGUUGGAUUAACCACUAGGAAAUAUCAUGGAAAGGGAAGACCUAAAGAAGGCAUAAUAACCAUUUGGAAUCCUACAGAAAAGCAGAAAAGCGAGCUGGUUGAGGGGCAGGCAUAUGUCGUUGCUGGGCUUAUACCAAUGAACUCAGAUUCAGAAGCCCUUUAUUUACAAGCCCGAGGAUUUACCUCUAAAUGGCAGCCUUUAUCUCCCAUGGCAACGGAAUGCUUUGAGCCAUUUUUCAGUCAGCGAAAGUCAACGAAAUUGUCAAAUUUAGGUGAAAUUCCUCUUUCCAGUGAGUUUGACAUUGCUGUAUAUGUUGUGUACGUGGGGGAAGUCUAUACGGCUGCUCAUCAAAAGAAACAGUGGGUGUUUGUGACAGAUGAUUCCAUUUCAAAUUUACCGUCAGAAGGAUUAUCAGAUUCUUUGCUUGCCAUCAGCUUUUGCUCAUCAUGCAUUGAUAAGGACUCAUUUGCACCAAUCAACUCUAACCUAGUGGGAUCCAUGGUAGGCUUCUGUAACCUUAUCAAGAAAGCAAAGGAUCAAAUGAAUCAUCUCUGGGUUGCCGAAGCAACAGAAAAUUCUGCAUACUUUUUAAAUUUGAAUCCCUCAAUUUGUUCUCACCUUAGAAUUGCUGGUGCCUCUGUUCAGACAUGGGCAAAGGCAUCUAACUCGAUUAUUGGCAAACUAAGGGAGAAGGUUUUAUUUAUUCUUGACAAUCGUGGAGGCUAAUCUGUCAAACUAGCUGACUUGAUUUGGACCAACUAGCAGCAAGCACGCUUGCACAUCAUAUGGACCCUUAUCGUUUGACAUCAAGACUGAGGUAGCUAUCUCUAUUUGCUGUCACCACUAGUCUUCUCGCAGGUCAACUUUAAUCGUGUCUUUCUUUAACAUCCACUGGGCAGCUGACAUAGUCCUCCAGGAACCUGGAGGCCUGGAGCCAUUAUUUUGAUCAUCCGGACUUUGAAAAGGUACGAAAGCACUUGAAUUUGGUCACAGCACAAUCCUUUUUUCGAGUUCUGGUUGAAGGGACCAAGUUUAGAAAUGACAGAGGGAAACAAAUGUGUGUCACAUAGCUAAGAAUGUAUAUAUUUUGCUAGGCCUUUUAUGUGUAAUUAUGCUGGGGUUUGAGAUAGAUAGGAUCCCCUAGUUUUGUUAUUCUCCUAUAUAUCCAGGCAGCUAAACUAUUGGGAGAUGCCAUUGAUUAAUUUUGCUGUAAGUUGCUAAUAAAAUUUGGGCCCCGCUCAAUCUUGGUCUCUUUAAUCUUUGCUGCCUUGCUUAUGUUCCGGGUCGGAAUUUAUUAGCGAAAGGGCAUGUUAAAAUGAACUUAUUUGUAUAUACUUUACAAAUAUUGUAAUUUUUUCUUAUAGAAAUUAGAUUAAGUAUUUGAUUCAGUCGA